Molecule: messenger RNA, 6750 nt
Organism: Cyprinodon variegatus (sheepshead minnow)
Lineage: Eukaryota; Metazoa; Chordata; Actinopteri; Cyprinodontiformes; Cyprinodontidae
Gene: hecw2b
Product: E3 ubiquitin-protein ligase HECW2-like
Exons: 31
Coding region: 817-5424 (1535 amino acids)
Biological process (GO): regulation of dendrite morphogenesis
Molecular function (GO): ubiquitin-protein transferase activity; protein binding
Source: RefSeq, a predicted model, not a curated record
GUUAGGAACCCGGGGGGAGGAGCAGCAGGAGCAGGAGGAGGAGGGUGGGCUUCAUCCCGAUGUUUUCCCACCGUGGAUCCUUCAUCCAGGCCCUGCUGUGAUGCCUUCCCGGGCCGCUGGCAGUUCUCUCCCUGCAGCAGGAAGCAGGCCGGAACGGAAGGGUUAGGCUGACAGCAGCUCCCCUUCCCCGGAUCUGGAGCGCUCCCAGCCCGCCUGGAGGAGUAGGAUGGAGCCGGUGAGGCCUGCGGAGCUCCGCCAUUAGAGAGCCGAUCAGAGGUUUGGGCCCUUUCCUCUCAGCGGGUUAUUCGCCUGUCGUCUCCGUCCACCUGGACAGAUGAAUGGACUAACUGAUGCGUCCUCUCUCCUUCCUUUAGUUCUUACCCCUCCUGCCUCUUCCUUGUUACGCCAUGAUGGAGUUCUGGUGGAGUCACACACCUGCUGAGCUAAGGAAUGCCACAGUUUGGAUCCUGACUCCCAGAGGUUUAUGACAGUGGAACAGUUCUAGACAAACUGACAUGAAGCUUUGGAUAAGAACUCAUUAGAGGUUUUCUCCAUUCAACCAUCUGAAUGAGAUGAACCUGAGAACUCCUCUCUGUCUGCACCAAAGACUUCUUUUUUUCUCUUGAACCUUCUCCGCCAACCUCCACCAUUCGCCCAUCCCUCACAACCGCGGUCCUCCCCCCUCACCCCCGUCCCCAGUCACCCUUGAACUCCUCUGCCCCGUCCUCCCCUCUUCAUCAUCACCACAGCCCCCAAUCUCCCCACCUCCACCAGCUCUCCUCACCUCCCACUUUCUCCUACGCCUCGGCCACGGGGAUGGCGGCGGCUGCUACCGCCUCUUCCUCCUCGCCACCGCUCCAAGCAUCCGCGGUACCCAACGGUAGUGCCCGCGAGCACCUGCAGGCGGUGAGGCGCCGCACCCCGCACAGUCGGCCAUACACGGUGGGGCCGGACAACUUGGGCAGUCUGUCUGUGCAAGUUGCAUCCGUGUCCUCAACGUCCUCGUCGUCAUCGGCUUCCUCCUCUUCCGGGGCCCAACCAGAAUCAGCCGGGAUGGGACUCCAGCGGGCCAAUAGCGACACGGACCUGGUGACCUCUGAAAGCCGCUCCUCGCUCACCGCCUCCACCUACCAGCUGACUCUAGGCCAAGGCCACCUGGUGAUCUCGUGGGACAUAAAGGAGGAGGUGGACGCCACAGACUGGAUCGGCCUGUACCACAUCGAUGAAACAAGCGUGGCCAACGUCUGGGAGUCCAAGAACCGCGGGGUGAAUGGUACCCAGAAGGGACAGGUUCUGUGGAGGCUGGAGCCAGAGCCCUACUUUAUGGAGGCUGAGACAAAGAUCUGUUUCAAAUAUUAUCACGGCGUGAGCGGAGCAUUAAGAGCAACAACUCCUUGUAUCACUGUGAAGAACCCAAGAGUACCGGUGAGGAGCGAAAGCCAAGCGGACGAGCAGUCGGGAGGCGAGCUUUGCAGAAAACUGGUCAGCUUCACGCUAUCAGACAUCCGGGCCGUGGGGUUGAAGAAAGGGAUGUUUUUUAACCCCGACCCCUACCUGAAGAUGUCCAUCCAGCCCGGGAAAAGGAGCGGCCUCCCCAAAUUCACUCACCACGGCCAGGAGAGGCGCUCUACCAUCAUAGCCAACACCAUCAGCCCUGUGUGGCACGGGGAGAAGUACACCUUCGUGGCUCUGAUGACAGACGUGUUGGAGAUUGAAGUGAAGGACAAGUUUGCCAAAAGCCGACCGAUCAUCAAGCGCUUCCUGGGUCAGCUGGCCGUCCCCGUGCAGAGGCUCCUAGAGGGGCCGCCAGAGGACCAUCAGGUCAGCUACAGCUUGUGUCGCCGCCUGCCGACCGACCACGUCAGCGGCCAUCUGCAGUUCAGAGUGGGCAUCACGUCCAGCGGACAUGAAGAUGCCAUGGGAACCAUCCUGGGCAGCGGAGACCCCGGCAGCCCGUCUGAUGAUGAAGACCUCCCUCAGGCCUCUUCGUCCUCCCGUGUCACGGGCGAGUCCUCCCCCACCGGUUCCGACGACGGCCCCCUGUUGGUGAAUGGCCUUUGUUGCUACGGAGACGACAGUGUGUGGCAGGAGCACGGACACAUGGGAGGCGGUGAUCUGCCCGCCGCCGCUCCAGGGGUCCACACCAGUCGGCAGGUGUCCCUCAACGACUACCUGGACGCCAUCGGGGCCCCGUCGGGUCCUGGGGACCGGCCCUCGCCAGCACCGUUGCCCAAACUGCGCUCCAGCUUCCCGACGGACACGCGGCUCAACGCCAUGCUGCACAUCGACUCUGACGAGGAUGAGGAAACGGCGGGGCAGCAGAGGGAGCAGUCACAGGAGAGGACAGAAGCGAGCGGAUCGGCGGCGCCGCAGAGCGAGGGUUCGAAGGAGGGAGCCGGAGCGGCAGCAGAGGAAGGAUCUUCUGCUACUGCUCAGCCUGCAGCCGAACCUCUAGAGGCUGGAAAUGAAGGAGCAGCUGAAGAGGACGAUCAGGGCUCUGCUCCAACCGGGGCGUCAGUGGGCGGAGCUGAGGAGGCGUCCGGGGCCUCAGCUGGGCUGACUGAAUCCUCCACAGGUACCAACUCUUCCCAGACGCCUGGAGCUGAGGCCACUGCUGCCGGUCCACCGGGGGGCGCCGUUCCAGAAUGUUCCUGUCAGGACCAGAGCAGCAGGAUGGGAACCUGUAGCUCCUCCCUCGGUCCACUUUCACCCAUCCAAGAGGUCGAAGUGAGGAAAGAGCUCGCUCCGAAAGCGGAGGAGGAAGGGGCGGAGUCGUCGAGCAGCGAGGCGAACGGCCCGGCGGGAGCAUCGGCUCCGAGCGGCAGCAGAGGAGGAGGGGGAGGAGCCAGUUCUGAGGCUGAGGGCAUGAGGGCUGAAGGCGGGGAUGAAGAAGGGGGGCGCAAAGGAGCAGAGGUCUGGAGGAGGCAGUCCAUGCAGGCAUCUGGAGGCCAGCCUCAGCACCAGCAGGGGCCCGGGGCCAGACCCAGUGAAGGGAGGUCAACAAUGGCGGAUGAAGAGAUUGGGGCCACGGCUCAGGUGAACAGCCAUCCUUCUGUGCGAUCGCUGCCCUCCGUCCGCCACGACAUCAGCCGCUAUCAGAGAGUGGACGAGCCGCUGCCACCUAACUGGGAGGCUCGCAUCGACAGCCACGGACGCGUCUUUUACGUGGAUCACGUCAACAGAACCACGACGUGGCAGCGUCCCACCGCUCCCCCCGCCCCGCAGACCCUGCAGAGGUCCAGCUCCAUACAGCAGAUGGAGCAGCUGAACCGCAGGUAUCAGAGCAUCCGGAGGACGAUAACCAACGACAGCAGACAUGAGGAGCCGCCGGCUGGCGAGCUGAUCGGGGAUGAGACCGACAUGCAGCCGUCUGUUCCAGAGCUCCGGAGGGAGAACAGCGCGGCUCCAGCUGGCGCCAGGUCCCGGAUCUCCCUGCUGCUUCAGUCCCCCAGCGCCAAGUUCCUCACCAGCCCCGACUUCUUCACUGUGCUGCAUUCCAACCCUAGUGCCUACCGCAUGUUCACCACUAACACCUGUCUGAAGCACAUGAUCAGUAAGGUCCGCAGAGACGCGCACCACUAUGAGCGCUACCAACACAACCGCGACCUGGUGGCGUUCCUCAACAUGUUCGCCAACAAACAGCUGGAGCUGCCCAGAGGCUGGGAAAUGAAGCACGACCACAGCGGCAAGCCUUUCUUCGUGGACCAUAACUGCCGUGCCACGACCUUCAUCGAUCCUCGCCUUCCCGUUCAGAGCUCGCGGCCCAGCGUUUUAGCUCACCGCCGACACCUGACCCGGCAGCGCAGCCACAGCGCUGGGGAGGUCAGCCCUCGGCAGCUGGCGGGUGAAGAUACGCGUCAUCCUGGUCCUCCCGUCUUGCCACGCCCAUCCAGCACCUUCACCUCCUCCAGCAGAGGGCAGUGCCAGGAGGUUGUCCCUGUGGCCUACAACGACAAGAUUGUGGCUUUUCUUCGACAACCCAACAUCUUUGAGAUCCUGCAGGAGAGACAGCCGGACUUCAGCCGAAACCACGUACUCAGGGAGAAGGUCCAGCUGAUCCGCACAGAUGGAGUGUCAGGACUGACCCGGCUGUCUGGAGACGCCGACCUCGUCAUUCUGCUGAGUCUGUUUGAAGAUGAAGUGAUGUCUUACGUGCCUCCUCAUGCCUUACUCCUCCCCAGCUACUGCCCGUCAUCUCGGGGGUCCCCCGUUUCCUCCCCACAGAACUCCCCAGGAACUCAGCGAGCCAACGCCAGAGCCCCAGCUCCUUACAAGAGAGACUUUGAGGCUAAACUGCGCAACUUCUACAGGAAACUCGAAACCAAAGGCUACGGCCAAGGCCCCGGGAAGCUAAAACUGAGUAUCCGUCGAGACCACCUCCUGGAAGACGCCUUCAAUCAGAUCAUGUGCUACUCCAGGAAAGACCUGCAGCGAAGCAAGUUCUAUGUCAGCUUUGCCGGAGAGGAAGGCUUGGACUACAGCGGGCCUUCGAGGGAGUUCUUCUUCUUGGUUUCUAGGGAACUCUUCAACCCAUAUUAUGGUCUGUUUGAAUAUUCAGCCAACGACACGUAUACCGUUCAGAUCAGCCCCAUGUCCGCCUUUGUAGACAAUCACCAUGAAUGGUUCCGCUUCAGCGGCCGCAUUCUGGGUCUAGCUCUGAUCCACCAGUAUCUGCUGGAUGCCUUCUUCACCAGACCCUUCUACAAAGGCCUCCUCCGCAUCCCCUGCGACCUGAGCGACCUGGAGUACCUGGACGAGGAGUUCCACCAGUCCCUCCAGUGGAUGAAGGACAAUGACAUCGAAGAGAUGCUGGACCUCACCUUCACCGUCAACGAGGAAGUGUUUGGACAGAUCACAGAGCGGGAGCUGAAGCCUGGUGGAGGGAACAUCCCGGUGUCAGAGAAGAACAAGAAGGAGUACAUCGAGCGGAUGGUGAAGUGGAGGAUAGAGCGGGGAGUGGUUCAGCAGACGGAGAGCCUGGUCAGAGGCUUCUAUGAGGUGGUGGACGCCAGGCUGGUGUCUGUGUUCGAUGCCAGGGAGCUGGAGCUGGUGAUCGCUGGGACGGCCGAGAUCGACCUGUCAGACUGGAGGAACAACACCGAGUACAGAGGAGGUUACCAUGACAACCACAUUGUGAUCCGGUGGUUCUGGGCGGCCGUGGAGCGCUUCAACAAUGAGCAGAGGCUUCGUCUGCUGCAGUUUGUGACGGGGACGUCGAGCAUUCCGUACGAGGGCUUCGCUGCGCUGCGCGGCAGCAACGGACCGCGGCGGUUCUGUGUGGAGAAGUGGGGGAAGAUCACCUCACUGCCCAGAGCUCACACCUGCUUCAACCGCCUGGACCUGCCGCCGUACCAGUCCUUCUCCAUGCUCUAUGAGAAGAUGCUGACUGCCGUGGAGGAGACCAGCACCUUCGGACUGGAAUAGUCGGCCCGUCUUCAUCUGUUCCAUCCCCGGUUGGUGAAGACGGGCGGCCAUGUUGGGAGCGGCGAUUGGUCAGCCUUUAAUGGCUACAUCACUGCCUCUGAAACCCGGAGAACCAGUUCAAAGCUGGUAGCGGUUGACGAUUGGUUGGUUCGCUAACACGCAGUUCAAAGACUCUGCCAGUAGAGGGACACUGCGGCACAAAUCAGGACCAGCCUUCUAAGGAGAUCACUUCUUUACGUUGCAAUUGUCCUUGUUUUGCACGCUUUCACAACCGAAGCACUACACUGCCCUGGGAUCCGAUGUCAGAGCUAGCCUGAUCCGAUCCGACCCGUCAGAGACCCGAUUCAACACAAGGAGAGAACUGACUUUUCCUCCUAAACUGAAGGAAGAACGUACCUUGUUUAGUUUCUUUUUUUUUUUCUACCAGAAUGCCGAUCAAAGCACAGACUUCAGCUCCCUCUUGUGGCCCGUUUAGGAACUUUUUGUGUAGACAGCGCGAUUUUUCUGACAUCGCUACAGCAUUGGAGGGAUUUUUUCAACUGAAGUUGAAGCGAACAGCCAAUUUUAAAGCUUAGUUCAGAGGGUUUUUUUGUUUUUAUCAGAAUGCCGAUCAAAGCUCCACCGAGUUUAGCUCCCUCUUGUGGCCAGUUUAGGAACUUUUUGCAUAGAUGGCGCCGUUAUUUGGACAUUGCUAUGCUAUUGUAGGAAAUUUUUCAACUGGCCUUAAAGUGAACAGCUGAUUUUAAAACCUAUUUCAAAGUUUUUUUUCUUUUUUAGCAGAAUUCCAAUCAAAAUACCACCGAGUUCAGCUCCCUCUUUUGGUAGGUUUAGGAAUUGCGUGCCUACACGGCGCCGUUUUUCUGACAUUGCUAUGCUAUCGGUGGGAAUUUUUUCAACUAACCUUAAAGCUAGCAGCUGAUUUUAAAUCCUAGUUUGGAUUUUUUUUUCUUUUACCAGAAUGUCGAUCAAAGCACUGAGUUCAGCUCCCUCUUGUGGCGGGUGUAGAAACUGCACACGUAAACUGCGCCUUUUUUCUGACCGUGCUAUGCUCUCAGUGGAAAUUUUUCAACUGACCUUGAAGCGAAUAGCCGAUUUUAAAGCCUAGUUUGAGGUUUUUAUAUCAAAUUGAAGUAUUUUCAUCGAUGGACGGCGUUUAUUUUGUAAUCGAUGGAGACUUUUCGCGAUCUGAAUGUAACCAACCUUAAUGUUUUUUUUCCCUCUCAGAUCUGCAUCAAGUCAUUUGAUAAAAGUAAAACCUACUUUCUAAGGUUUAAACUGCCCUCCUCCCAGUGGACUAUAACAUAUCAAGAGUUAACAGUAACCAAA